Molecule: messenger RNA, 898 nt
Organism: Theobroma umbraticum
Lineage: Eukaryota; Viridiplantae; Streptophyta; Magnoliopsida; Malvales; Malvaceae
Source: RefSeq, a predicted model, not a curated record
CCAACCCCACCCCUCCCUCCAACUCAAAAAGAUCCGCUUGGAAAAAUUGCUACAACAACUCAAAAACAAAACAGAAAAACAAGAUUGACACUUAAAAGAAACAUAAACAAAGCAAAUAAACCCACCCACCAAGGCACCAACUGUUUGUUUCUCGAAAAUCCGCAAGAGAGGAAAAAAAUUAAAAAGGAAAGAAAGGUUAAGUCUUGUUUUGGCCUUUGGGAGCCGGUGGGCAUGGAUUCGCAGGUGCCCAGCGACCGGAAUGAGCCGUGGACGAACGAGAAGCAUGUGCACUUCUUGAACUCCGUGGAGGCAUGGUUCGUCCAUACAAUGCUAGAGAACGACGGCCGCCAUAAUCUCCGUCUGGACCGUCACUUGCCAGACAGCUCUGAGUCGACUCUCGAUUGCAAACAGAACCAGACGAGAAAAAAGCAUGCCACUUCAGUAGAUUUUAUUGGCGUAACUAGAAGCAAAAUGAAGGGUAGGCCUGACAAAAGAUCAAGGAGACCACCAUCUAAGCCGCAGGAUUCAUCACAAGAUCAGGUGGUCCCACAGAUUGACAACCGAACAGGAGAUAAAGAUGAGGAACAGCUCCCCAAUGAACCAGUUGCAUCCGUGGCAGCAGCAAACUGAUGGAAAGAUUAUUCUUGUUGUAGGACUUUUUUUUCUUUUCUUUCUUUGCUUUUUAGAGUAGUUGGUUUUGUAGUAGAAUAGCAGCGGAAUGAUUUGUGAGUGUGAGCUAUGGUGAAAUAUGGCUGAAUCAUUCUGCCUUGCUACUGGGUAUCUGUCCUUUCAGCACCAGAACAAUAUUUGUACUAGUACUUCAGUGUCCAGGAUUAUGACAAUGCUCUUGAUUUUUCACUUGGCUAUAGAGUGCCCUAUAGUCAUGUAUUUCGGCUGA